Messenger RNA from Conger conger (European conger), 1509 nucleotides. RefSeq names its product replication protein A2 (gene rpa2). Gene Ontology annotation, cellular component: chromosome, telomeric region; nucleus; DNA replication factor A complex. Gene Ontology annotation, biological process: DNA replication; double-strand break repair via homologous recombination; nucleotide-excision repair. The record is from RefSeq and is a predicted model, not a curated record. The transcript has 9 exons. Gene Ontology annotation, molecular function: DNA binding. The coding region runs from base 187 to 1005 and encodes 272 amino acids. NCBI's taxonomy places the organism in Eukaryota, Metazoa, Chordata, Actinopteri, Anguilliformes, Congridae.
GUUCGCAUCAAUUUUGCAGCGCGCGUAAGGAGCGACUUUGUUUCACAGCCUAGCUAGUGUGCGCACGCUUACUAAAUAAAAUUAAUUUAUGAAAAAGAUCAAAACAUAGUGCGAGAUAAAUAAUUUAUUUAGAAGUGCAAACUGUGCUUAUUUCCUGAAAAUACUCAUAUUACUUUUAUAGUAAUCAUGUGGAACCAGGGCGGAUACGGCGACUCCAGUAGCAUGGGCGGCGGAUACACGCAGUCGCCCGGUGGGUUCGCCUCCCCCUCCGCUUCUCAGGGGGGAGAGAAAAAAGGAAGGAUGCGGCCGCAGCAGAUCGUCCCGUGCACCGUGUCCCAGCUCCUCUCCGCCCGGCAGGCCGAGGACGUCUUCCGGAUCGGCGAGGUGGAGAUCGCACAGAUCACCCUGCUGGGCGUGGUCAGGACCACAGAGAAGUCCAUCACCAACGUGCAGUACAAGGUGGACGACAUGACCGGCCCCCCGGUGGACGUCAAGCAGUGGGUGGACGUGGAGGACCCCAGUGUGGAGAGCACGGUCAUUCCCCCCGGCACGUACGUCAAGGUUUCCGGCAACCUGCGCUCCUUCCAGAGCCACAGGUCGGUGGUGGCCUUCAGCAUCAGGCCCGUUGAGGACAUGAAUGAGGUUACCUCCCACAUGCUGGAAGUGGUGCGCGCGCAUAUGUUACUCGGCAAGACCCAGGGCACGGGGGGUGGGGGGAGCCUGAACACCAGCGUGAUGCCCAUGUCCCGGCCGACAGCAGGGGGGGGGUACUCUGGUGCCAACGACAUGUCCUCCAACGGACUGAGCCCUGCACAGAACCAGGUGCUGAGCCUGAUCCGGAGCUGCCCCGACCCGCAGGGCAUCCACAUCCAGGACCUGAAGCAGAGGCUGAGCGGAAUGAGCAUCGCCCUCAUCAAGCAAGCUGUGGAGUUCCUCUGCAACGAGGGCCACGUCUUCUCCACCAUCGACGAGGAGCACUUCAGAUCCACGGACAACAACGACUAGGGACCGGACGACAACUCCCACGAUUCACCGGCUCCAGGCCACGCUGCAGUCGCCUUAAUGUGGCGAGCCAAGACCCCGGGAGAUUCUUCGCCGAUAUGCCGAAAUAUGACUUUCACAUCCUGUUAACAUCUGCCGUGUAACAUCGUGGAGUUACAGUGGCUACUGUACAGUACAUAGUCUGUUUCUAUGGCUUCGUGUGCGUCGUUUUUCAUGUUACAUUUACAUUUUGUUUUUGGACUGAAAUGUACUUCCUUUCUGAAAUACAGUACAACUGGUGACUUAACUACUUUUUUUUAUUGUUGAUUCAAAAUAAAUAAAUGUCUGGGAGGAAGAAAAGUCAAAAGGUUUAAUAGGCGAUUGCAUUUUAUUUGUGGAGAUAGAAUCGGCAAAAAAUGAGAAUAAUAAAAACUGCAAAAAGAAAUAGGCUUCACAAAGGAGACCGUAAAAAACAACCUGCUUCCAGGACACUGGCUCGUUCAACACAUUAAACAUUUUUGUAAAAUA